UUACGCACUAGCAUUUUAGAAGAUGCAGGAUUUCAUCGAAGACAAAGGAUAUUUCCUCACAUAUAUUUUUCUCCGCUUCUUCUACCUUACACUUAUCGUGGAGUUGCGGUAGGCUUAGGGCGUGUUGUAUUUUGGCAAACGACCUUCGCUUGUUACAUCCCGCGAGCUACUAGUAUCAGUCGCUGAACCAGAGUAGCACCAUGGACACACCUCGGUAAGCACCAAUUGUAACACUACAUUAUUCUGCUGUGCACAUUUUCCCUUUAUUAUGACUUAUUUCAAUGGAAGUAUAUGAAAAUAAAACCCUAGGUGGGAUUGCUACCUGUUGAUAAAAAAAAUAGGGCAGUAUUCUCAAGGAUAAUAAGGUCGGGGAUUAUUCAGAAAAAUAAAACAUUGUCAAGACGAGCAAUUCUUUCGUAGGGUUUUGUUUGGCAGUUUUGCGCCCGAGAGUUUUUCUAGGAUCUUCUGUCGGAAUUUUCGAGGCCGUGGUUUUUAAGAGGUGGAAUUUGUUUUCCUAGGGCUUGGCAUGGCGGCCGGCAGGCAUGGCGGCCGCAGAGACGAUGAAUUCAGGGACAGGGAUUCGUUUUUUGUUAAAGAAAUGGAGGACAAUGAACGGGGCAGGAAUCGAGACGGGGACCGCCACCGUGACAGGGAGUGGGAAAAUGAUAGGGUUAGGGACCGCUCGAGGGACUACAGGCCUUCUAGGGCUCGGCACAGGGAAAAGGAUCACAGGGAUCGGAACGGGGUUUAUGCCUCUGGAUACUCUUCCUCGCCGCCUCGUGUUCAGGGUGAUAACAAUUAUAGCCACGGUCAGGCGAGCCACAGCAAGGAUGUGGAGAGGGAACCCGGGGAGCUUUCUAGCGGGAGUGUUUCCGAGGACGGCGGUGGUGGCUCUUGGGUUGCUGAUCAUGGCCCGGGAUUUGAUGCGGGGUUAGGGUUUCAGUCCAGUCAGUCUGUGGAAGUUGAAGUGCGCAAGCGCGAACAGAUGAAUAGUAGUCCUCCUCCUGUUCAGAAAAAAAGGAAAUAUUCUCCAAUUGUUUGGGAUUUAGAAGAGAAGCCCGCCUCCCCGGCCACUGCGCAGGCGAGGAUGGUGAGUAAUAAUUUAGGGUCCUCUAGUGCUGUAGAUGGUGUCGUUUUUUCUAAGGUAAGCCCAACUAAACUUCCUCCGCCCCCUCCGUUACCCCCCUCACUUUUAGCAAAUUCUACUCGCCCUGGAGAAUUAAUGUAUCUCAAUGCCAAAAUUACAACUUCUCCCGGAAACAGGGGCACCACUGAGGGUUCUGGAUCAAGAGUAGGAGCUGCUGUUGCCCCCUUAAAAAGCAAUUCUCCUAACAAGUCAGCGGGUAGAUUAUUUGAAUCCAAAGGAUGUACACCUCCAUUCCUCUACGGAGGAUUUGAAGAUUCCGUUUCUCCCCCCUCACCCAAUCGCAGUGUUCCAGGCAAUGAUGGCAAUGAGAAAGUGGAUGGUACUAGCGUUAGUUAUAUCCCCAUGCAAGAGCGUCGGCUGUCAUCAUUGUCAGAGGAGGAAAGAGAGCCUGGGCAGUUGCCCGACAGCCCCAAGCAGCUUGAAGAUGAGGAAGAGUCUUACCUCCCACCUACUCGCUAUAUUUCCACAUCGCGGUGGGCAGAGGAGUACAAUUCCCCCAGAGAUUUGAAAUCUGAGGAUGAAGGACUAGGAAAGAGGAAAAAACAGUCCAGCAGCAUGGACAGUGAAGAGGGAAGGUAUUCAUCUGAGCGUAGUGGCAUGAACAAGCAGGGUAGUGGGCAGAGUAUUUCCCCUGAACCUGGUGAAUACACAGGGGAGAGAUUGGGAAGUUCAAGAGGAAAAUCAAGAAGUUCUGAUGAAGAAAUGGGACAAGUUGUUGGAGAGAGAGAUAAUGAGAAGGUUGUGAGAGGGGAUGAACUUUAUGAUCAGGAGUUGAAUGAGCGAGAGCUUAUGGACUUGGAGAACAGUAAUGAUAGUGAAGAUGUCAAUCACGAUCAACGACCUCAGUCAGAGUCAGAGGAUGAACCUGAUUCUGCUGUUCCAGUUGAGCCUCCUGUACCGCCGCUACGGACAAUUGACAUGUUACAGGGUUGCAGAAGUGUUGAUGAAUUUGAGAGGCUCAAUAAGAUCGAUGAAGGUACUUAUGGAGUUGUUUACAGGGCUAAGAAUAAGAAAACUGGGGAAAUAGUGGCUUUGAAAAAGGUAAAGAUGGAAAAAGAGAGAGAGGGCUUUCCCUUAACUUCUCUGAGGGAGAUAAAUGUUUUGCUUUCCUUCCACCAUCCAUCUGUUGUUGAUGUAAAGGAGGUAGUGGUAGGAAGCAACUUAGAUAGCAUAUUUAUGGUGAUGGAAUAUAUGGAACAUGAUCUAAAAGGACUUAUGGAAACCAUGAAACAACCCUACAGCCAGAGUGAAGUUAAGUGUCUGAUGCUGCAGCUCUUUGAGGGUGUUAAAUAUCUUCAUGACAAUUGGGUACUGCACAGGGACUUGAAAACGUCAAAUCUUCUUUUAAACAAUCGGGGUGAAUUGAAGAUUUGCGAUUUUGGUUUGGCUCGUCAAUAUGGGAGUCCAUUGAAACCUUACACCCUUAUGGUGGUCACAUUAUGGUAUAGAGCUCCAGAGCUUCUAUUGGGAGCAAAACAGUAUUCAACAGCUAUUGAUAUGUGGUCUCUUGGAUGUAUUAUGGCGGAACUUUUGGCAAAGGAACCUUUGUUCAGUGGAAAAAGUGAAAUUGAUCAACUAGACAAGAUAUUUAGGACUCUGGGGACUCCAAAUGAAAAAAUAUGGCCAGAUUUUGUCAAUUUGCCAGGCGUGAAACGCAACUUUUUAAAGCAACCGUAUAAUAAACUUCGGGAUAAAUUUCCACCAACAUCAUUUUCUGGAAGGCCAACUCUAUCAGAAAGUGGGUUUGAUCUUUUGAAUCGACUUCUUACAUAUGAUCCCAACAAGCGAAUAACAGCAGAGGAAGCGCUUAAGCAUGAAUGGUUCAGGGAAGUACCACUGCCAAAAUCAAAAGAGUUUAUGCCAACAUUUCCAGCUCGAAAUGAUCAUGAUAGGCGAAUGCGGAGGAUUCUGAAGAGCCCAGAUCCUUUAGAAGAGCAACGGAGAAAAGAGCUUCGGCAAGGUGAAUUAGGUGCUGGUGGCUUGUUUUGCUGAUUUUAGAGAAGGUACUCUGUCAAAGAACAGGCAUGCACUAUGGAAGGCAUUUGUUCCUGAGGUACACAUGGACAUCAUUCUGAUUAAAUCUUCAAGAAAGAUAUUAAUCAGCACUCAAAGUUGCAAAAACUGUCUUGAAAUUUUCAAUAAUUCAUAAUGUUGAUGAGCAGGCUCCUCAGAUCACAUUUGUAAGUGGAGGAUGUCAGUAUCUUGGGCUUUUGCCACCAAGUGAAAUAUGUUCUCGAAUUUAUUUUAUUCUUCAGGGCUAAUGCUUCUAGAGUGAAUCCUGCAUGCAGCUUGCAUCGCAAGGUUUGGCUUAAGGUCUUCCAUUGGGUUACCUCAGGUUCAUUUGAAGAUUGUGUAUGUAACAUAUUUUCUUUUGGAAUAGUAUUAAAGAUAAACAAGUUUCACCAAAGCUGUGCGAUGCUAUCGAUGUUUAUUUUGCAAUAUGUGAAUUUGUUAUAUUUUUAAUCUUGCCAUUGUGUUUGCAAGAGAACGACUGGUGAUAAGUGGAGGGCAUUUGCACUUAAUACCACAGAAGGGAUUGAAGGCAUAAAGCACUUUUUUUUUAAGUAACAGAGCCAGCAGGUUCAAGAGGGGAUGAACUUGACAAAAUUUUAUCAUUUGGGAAUCUUUCAUAGAUUGGUUGUCUCAUUGCAUGUUCCAGGGAUGAUUUGCCAGUGUGGUAGAGAAUUGAGGGCAUCUUGCACAAAAAUGGAAGAAGAGACGUAUAUGAGCAUAUCAGGCAACUGUGGCAAUUUGUGUGUUUAUAUUCUACCAAUCCGUAGGGCAAUGGGACAAACUGCUCUGCGUUCCAAGCUUCCAAUACGGCUAUGUUAAAGUUUCACCAUAAUAUUAAAGAUUGUUGAUGGUCAAUGCUUUUGCCAAUGAACAUUCAACAUUGUGAUUCUCUGCCUUAUGGAGUCAAUUAUUUAGUUAUUCAAUCAGGAGAAGGGAACGAAUCAUCUAUCCAACGAAGUUAAGUGAUAAAUUAAGGUGAAAGAUGGGUAUGGUUAUUUUUUAAGGAAGCGAUAUGACCCAAUAGUAUUCUUGAAGCCUAUCAAAAAUUUGUCAAAGAGGACCCACAUUUCAGUGCAUCUAUUCUUGGUUUGGUGUAUCUGUUGAUUGUUUCAACGGUUAUAUCUUAGUUAUAAAGUUUCUAAUUUUUAGAGUUUAGCAUAUGCAUCUACAAAAUGGUCUAUACACUUUGUAAAUUAGUAGUUUUAUUUUGGACAUAUUUUUAUAUCAUUUGGGUAAGCCCGCAAUAAUGAGUCCCACUUUUUUGCCAUUGUAGGGCAUUGAAAUCAACAUUUUCAGCUAAAUCAUUAUUUUUUCACACCUAUUGUAGUUAAAUAGUUAAGAAUAUGAAGAUCAUGUGAACUAGUGAUUUGUGAGAUUC
Messenger RNA from Cryptomeria japonica (Japanese cedar), 4538 nucleotides. RefSeq names its product cyclin-dependent kinase G-2. Gene Ontology annotation, molecular function: cyclin-dependent protein serine/threonine kinase activity; ATP binding. The coding region runs from base 527 to 3139 and encodes 870 amino acids. Gene Ontology annotation, biological process: regulation of mitotic cell cycle; protein phosphorylation. Lineage: Eukaryota; Viridiplantae; Streptophyta; Pinopsida; Cupressales; Cupressaceae. The transcript is spliced from 12 exons. The record is from RefSeq and is a predicted model, not a curated record. Gene Ontology annotation, cellular component: nucleus.